Stylonychia lemnae is the source of this 3552-nucleotide messenger RNA. NCBI's taxonomy places the organism in Eukaryota, Ciliophora, Spirotrichea, Sporadotrichida, Oxytrichidae. The record is from the annotation of a GenBank genome assembly.
AUGACUUAUUUAAAUACAAAUACUACUUCGAAGCUAUACACAUUUACUCACGCAGUAGAAUUUGACCUUAUCUUAACAACAACACACGUUGUUGGGGCGAAAUAUCUAAUAGGAAUCCGAGUGAAUUUAGAAAGAUUAGUCAUGCUUUUGAUAGAUCACUAUGUCAACUCAAAAAGCCUUUAUGAAUUGAAAGAUGAGCCUACUGUAUCAGUAUUAUACGCAAAUUAAGUAGGAGCGUAAUUUUAUAUGCACUUUGCUCUCCCAGAGCCUAAUCUUAUAUAUUUGGCAAGUGCAGAGCUAAUGAAUGACCUCUUUAAAAAUAUUCUCUUUGUUUCUUGCCCAAAAGGAAGCUUGGUAAAAGUUAGUAACCUUACCACUUAAUAAUCUAUACAAACAAGCGACGCUAAAAGACUCAUGACUCAUCAAUUGGCUGCUGUCUGCUGGGAUACUGAAUUUACUAUAAAACUUGAUAACUUCAUAUUUUACACCUUGCUAAUGUCUAAAAGUACAACUUUGAAGAGUAAAAUAGUCUUUAACUUUUACAAUGUUAAAACAACGCUUGAUAAAAUUUUUGCUAGGUUAAUUGAAGACUUUGAGUUAGACUAUACUAAUAAUGAGCCUAUUUUAGACUUCUACUAUGAUAAAGUACUAAGGAUUGUAUAUCUAAUUUAGUUAAAUGCAGACGAAACCUAAGCAGUUUUUGUAGUGAUAAUAAAAGCCGUUGAAGUUCACACAGUUAUUUUAAACACAAAAAAGCCAAAAUUAGCAAAAUUUAUUUAUGAUCCAAAACUUAAAAAAAGAUAUAUAUUCACUAGAGAAGCUAUUAUAGAUUAUGAUAUAUCUACUCUUGAUAAUAUAUCUCAAAUAAAAGAGGUUAAGAUAAUUCCAGUAUUUAAUUUUAAACCAAGUCAAUUAGAUAUAGCAGUCGAUAUAAUGGAAGGAAAAUUUUCAUACUAAGACGAAAUAACUCUGUCUUAUCAUUCUGAUAUUUUAGAAAUUAAUGGUAAAAAGCUAAACUAAUAAACCUACAUAGAAGAAGAAGAAAAAAAAUCAUAUGAGACUCCAAAAAAAUAACCACUUUUUACACCAUAUACUCCUUCAUAAAACAACUUAAUGAUGUAGAUACAAAAUAUAUCUCAGCAGUAGUUAUUUUAAUAAGAACAAAAAAAAGUUUAGUCGCAAGGUGUCUUUACCUUUGCUUUUUAGCCAUUUAUUCAGAAAUAAUAAAUACCUUAAACACAAAUUUAAUAGGUAACAUCAGUUUAAAAUUAAACUAUAUAAAAAUAAGAUUAACCAAUGAAUAAAUAUGAGACAAAAUAUGAUUUUACCAAUUUGUUUUCAAAUUAAUCUCCAGAGUUCAUUGAAAAUAUCUUUAAGCCUCUAUUUCCUUUUGCAGUUUCAGCUUAAUAGAAUUAGAUAAAGGAAGUAGAAAUGCAAAAUGAGGAUUAAGACCAAGAAGAUUUGAAUAAUAUUAUCUAACUAGCAGAAACAAAUCCAGAUAAUUUGAAAGUGUAAAUUGAAGAAAAUAAGAAAGCAGACGAAAAUAUGAAUGAUUUAGAAUCAUUGAUAGUUGAGGAAAAUAAGGGUGCUGAAGAGAAUAAGAAAGAAGAAGAAAAGAAGUAGGAAGGAGAGAACAAUAAGUAAGAAGAGAAUAAGAAGGAAGGAGUGGAUAAAAAGGAAGAAGAAAAAAAGAAGGAAGGAGAAAAUAAUUAGGAAGAAGAAAAAAAGAAGGAAGGAGAUAAUAAGAAUGUUGAAGAAAUUAAGGAUACUGAAGAGAAAAAGAAGGAAGAAACAUAAAAUGAAGUCUCAAAAAGCUAAGUUUAAAGUAGCUUAAAUGAAAAAUCUGUAGGCACUAGUGAUUAAAACUAGAACAUCGAAGAAUAGAAGACAUAAGAAAAUAACCUAAGUGAAGAGGAACUUAAAUUACAAGAAGAGGCUUUGAAACUAGAAUAGGCUAGAAAAGAAGAGGAGGAUUUAAAAUUAGAAUAGGCUAGAAAGGAAGAAGAGGCUAGAAGAGAAGAAUAUGAGAGAUUAGAACGAGAAUUUUAAGAGUAAUUUUUCGCAGCUUUCUCUACUGAAGAGGGAAUUUGCAGAUUAUUACUAAUUGUAAGAGAUGAGUCUAGACUUAUUGAGAAUGAGUUUCUUAAAUUAACUAUUAAGUUUGAGUUUCUCGAAGAAAGCCUUCCCUAUCAAAUUUUGUAAGAAGACCCUUUACACUGUGAGAUAGUUAUCAAUAGAGCAUCUGAAGAAUCAGGGUUUAUGUACAGAUAUACUAUGGCUAGUAAUUUAAUAGCUGCUCUGGAAUAAGCUAAUGUCCUAUAAAAUUAGCAAGAUUUAUUUGAGAUUGACCUUACAAUUGAUGAAUUAUAGAACUAGGUAGUUCAAAUAUUUUUAGUACUUUGCUUCUUAAUCUAGAGAGGAAAGGAAUUCUAUAGAAUUCAUAUUGAUAACAGUGUAUAUGAAAAGAUAAAGUGGAAAAUUCCUACUCUUAGAAAAAUACUAAACAAUUCUUAUCCCAAAUUUAGUGAAAUGUCAGAUUAUGAAAAAAGUAUAGGCGAAACAUUGCUUCAUACUUUUUUACCUUUGUUCUUAUAAGAGAGCUUUUAGCAACAAUUGCAGCCAUAUGUUGAUAACUUUUUAAGUACAUUCAGAGAUGCUAAUUAUUAUUCAAUUGAUAGAAAUUCAAUCUAGAUAUUUCUUGAAUGCAAUCAUGGUCAUUUAGCUCUUGGAUAUUUAAGUUGGGCUUUGAAAUUUGAUGAAGAUUUCAGAUUUCUAAGGUAUUAAGCAAUCAAGCUUUUGGAUUAGUAUCACAAUCUUAAAGAAGCCUUAGUUUAUCCAAUAUACUUUAAAAAGUUAAAAGGGCUUAUCUAAAGACCUUCAAAUAGUGAUGUAUUCACAUCUUAAGUUAGGAAACCUUUUGUUAAAUGGGUCAAGUAUAAAUAAUAUAUGUAUGAUCUUAUUAAUAGCAAAGGCUUUCCACCAAAGAUAAAGAUACUUGAUUCUGAUAGAUAGUAAAUUAAGAAUAUAUAGGACAAAGAGUAACUUAUUCAAAAUUAUAUUGAUAAUCCUCCAUAAAGAAGCAAAUUUGUAGUAUAUAGGGCUCCAAAUUUCGAUAGUGCAUAUGCUGAAUUAGAUGUAUUGAAAAAAGAAAAGAAAAGGAUUAUUAAUAAAUAUAUGGGUGUAAAAUAGGUUAGAAUUAUGGAAAAUCUCGAGUUUAUAAAUAAAUGUCUCAAAGAUUAUGAAUAAUUGCAGAGUAAAAUUCUAAAUAAAAAAGCAAAGGAUAUUGACAAAAAAUUGAACUAUAAAUUGGCUAAGAAAGAUGAUUUAAGAGAGAUAUAUAAAUAUACGCAUAAAAGCUUCAGAAUAUAUGUUCCAAAUUCAGCCAUGUACUUGCAAUGCAGAUAGAAGUAAUUGGAGGUUAAGAAUUGUAUGUUGUGGAUAAAAUAUAAUGAGAGAAAUGAACAAUUAAAGUUGGAAAAGUAUGGAAUGUAAGACUAGAAUUCUUAAUAGUCAAAUUAUGAAAAUAGUUAAUUUUGGGAAACGGAUAUUUGA